Molecule: messenger RNA, 1426 nt
Organism: Durusdinium trenchii
Lineage: Eukaryota; Dinophyceae; Suessiales; Symbiodiniaceae
Source: the annotation of a GenBank genome assembly
GCAGUGCAGAAGAACAAGAUCUUGCGGAACGUGGUCACCAGCGUCCGGCGCGCCUCGCCCAGCCUGGCGGUACAAGCCAGCGAGGACUUGCAGUUGAGGCUUUGGGAUCUCCGUGCCGGGCUGAAGGACGUGAAUCAAUGCGGCGCCGGUGCUUUCCUUUGCCUUCCUGCCGUGGUUUGUCCAGUUGGAGACCAAUCCUCAUAUGGUGCGCGGAGGGCCCAAUCAGCUCAUUUGCGUGGACGUGCCGAAGGACGAUGCCAGCUGGGUGGCCUGUGGCUCCAAGGGCUUCAGCCGCGAGAACUGCGAAGUGAAGAUCUUCGACCUCCGAGGUUCGCUGCAGCAACAGGCAGCCGUGGCAUGUGCAGAUCAGACCAUCGAGGCGCUGCAGUGCCACGGCGACCAGUGCUUCAUUGCCAGUAAGGAUGGCCACUUGCGCUCCUUGGAGCUCCCGGAGCCACGGGUCCAGUGGGAACGCCGUGGGCAUGCUGCGUACACCGCGCUCGGCCUGGCUGCUGGAGCUCUGCUUGCAGCCUCUGCCGGGCCGCAGGGUUUGGCACUGGAGCUCUUCGCCCUGGAUGAGGAGCCGAAGCUCUUGAAGAGCAGCGAAGAGACGUGAAGCAAAAGAGUCGCAGACACCACGCGCAUGUGUUUUUGGGUGAUCGAGGUCGCAUGGAGCUAGGCAAUAUAAAACGACGUCACCGACGUCACCUGAAAUUAACGAGCAAGCUGAAAUUAAGGUAUAUGGUCAUACUAACAUCACACACACACACACGCAAAACACACACACAUACACUUCAUCGACUUCACAGUCCUGGCAGAGAUUUUGGAGGUGGACACGUGGCUUCAGCUUUGGUCGCCCCUGGCUGGCCAGCGUGUUGGCUGGCUGGGGGCGUUAGGGCACAACGACGUCACCAUAAUUUCGUAAUUUCGACGACGUCACUAAAUUCAGUUUUUGAAUUUAACGAAAUUAACCGACGACCCAGGAAUUAUUUUAUAUUGCCCAGAUGGAGGUUUGAUUUGAAUUGAUUUGAUGCUUUAAAAGUUGAAGUGCAUGCAUGUGCAUGCUAGUACUGGUUAAAGUGUGUUUUUCGUUUUGGGGGAUCUUUGGAAUCUUGGCCUGUGAAGCAGUGAUUGGUCAAUCCCCAAAGUGCCUGAUCUUCACCCAAUUUCACCCUGAAUCAGAAAGAAGGAAGCCCCUCGACGCCUCACGCAUCAAGGAUCAUGCUGCCUUAGGAAGCCGGCCAGGCCAGGCGUUCCAUUUUCCAGGGUAGAAGGGUCUACCCUAAGAAUCCGGGCCCGAACCAACACAUAGGGUUUGGUUCGGGCCCAGACCCCUGCCAUGCAGGGUCCGACCCCUACCAUAGAGAGCCCGGACUCGGAUUGUUAGGGUAGGAAAAAUGGAUCUGUGGAUCCACCGAGUUUUUAC